CGGUGCGAGGCGGCGGGGCCGGCCCUGUCCCCGCGGGGCGGUGGGUGCGGAGCGGCGGGCAUGGCCGGCAGAGCCCCGCAGCCCCCGGCCGUGCCGCAGCCCCCCGGCGGCGGCCACCACCACCAUCACCCCUACCCCUAUCCCUAUCCCUACCCCUACCCGCACCCGGUGGCGGCGGAGGGCGAGGGGCCGGAGGAGGAGGCCGAGGCCUUCGAGCUGCGGCCGCGGGGCCGGGAGAAGGUGCGGCGGAGCGCCUCGAGGGACCGGCCCGACGACAUCGUGCUGCUGGCCAGGGACAUCCAGGAGGGGGACACGCUGAACGCCAUCGCGCUGCAGUUCUGCUGCUCGGUUGCAGAUAUCAAGAGAGUUAACAAUCUUAUCAACGAUCAAGAUUUUUUUGCCCUGAGGUCUAUCAAAAUCCCAGUGAAAAAGUUCAGUGUACUGACCGAGACACAUGCCUCUCCAAAAGGAAGGCCAGUCCUUCGGCCGGCUCACUGUUCCCCAGAAGUGCAGGAAGCCUCACCUUCUGACAAAUUCUCUGCUAACGAGACUGCUGGCAACUUCCUAAAAGAGGUGGAUCGAGAUAUAGAAGAGAUCGUGAAGUGCAACGAUACGAAGAGAGAGAACCUUAAUGAAGUUGUUUCUGCCUUAGCAGCCCAGCAGGUCUGUUUUGAAACUGAUGGUAAAACUAAAAAAUCCAAGGAUCCUUAUUACGGAGCAGAUUGGGGCAUAGGGUGGUGGACAGCUGUAGUAAUUAUGUUGAUCAUUGGCAUAAUAACUCCAGUUUUUUACCUCCUAUAUUACGAAGUUUUAGUGAAAGCAGAUGUCAGUCACCAUUCUACAAUGGAAUCUGCCCAUUCCUUUGUCACAGCAGCUUCGCAUCAGAAACAAAUAGAAAAUGGAAUGAAUCCAGCGAAUAUUAUAAAUGUUGAUAAUCAAGGAGACCUUCAGCCUUACAACCGAAAACCCCAGGCAACUGUCAUUCAUAGACACAUAACAUAGCGUUAGAUGAAGAGGAAACCACAGAAUGCAAAAUGCAUCUGUAAUACGGAUGAAAUACAGAAGAAAUGCUUAAUGAUUUACCUUUAUGGGCAGUGUUCCAGCACAAGGAUAUUUCUGUGGAUCAUGUAAGCCCAUAAUGUGCUUCAGGCAGGAGAUUUCGAUGCAAGAUUGGGAUAUAAAUUAAGAUAGGAAAUUGUCUCUGAAGCUUUGCACUUUUUUUCUAUUUUGAUAGGCGUGUUUUUUCUAAUUAAUGAUGAGGUGAAAAAGGUAGUUUGAGCUAACACAUAAAGAAUCUCACUGUACAUUUUGCAGCCCGAAGAUGGGCAUUUGGGGAUAUCUAUCUUUUAAAUAUCUUGAAGUAUUUAUAGAGUGCAUAGUACAUUUGACAUUUUAAUAUCAAGUUUACAGUUACCAGAUAGGACUACAUUCUUAUAAUUUUAUUUUUCUUACAGAAUUUUUAAAACUCAGUCAUUCCAUAAUUAACUGCCACUAUAAAGCCCUCUUUUUCUUAGAUGUCUAUGAAAGAGGCCGUAGCUAAUACUUAAGCUGGAGGCUUCAAAUUUUGUGCCUGUGGUCGACCCAUUCUGUAGUACUCUUCAGUAUAGGUAGGAGGAUAACUUGGUUCCUGUGUAUGUCAUGCUGUCCUUCAACACAGUCCAGUGGAGAAAGUCUUUUGUUUGAAACUUCACAUCCUUCUACUGAAAGCUGACUUGGCUGGACUACUGUUCUCUUCUGCUCAGCUGCAUGUGCGAAGAAACAAGUGAAGAUGCGUGGCACCUUGCUCUGACUGCUUCAUUAGUCUUUAUUUUAUGGUUAUGGCUUUGUCUUCCUCCAGCACAUCGCAGAUCAAGAGCAGCUGCUUCUUCAGGCAGCGGCUGCUGAACUGUUUGGGGUUUUGAAUAUGUUAAUGGUCCUUAAAACCUUAAGGACAAGAACCUUGGACACCAACUUUUUCCUGAAAUCGCUUGCAAAACCUCACGUGAGGUUCAGAGGCUGCUAGGAAGAAGCAGACCAGCCAUAGCUUCAAACUUCUUUCACUGAUACUCUUCAGCCACUCUGUUCUUGACUGUUUCACUUGAUUUCAUGGACAAACUUGUUUUUCCCCUUCUUUUCUUCCCUACCUGAAAAUACUACAGGAGAAAAAUUAAAAAAAAAAAAAAGACUUUUCCUACAGAAAGAAGUAAAGAGGUACUUGUGUACUCUGAAUAUUAUAAAAUAAAAACUGAGAUGUUGCCUAUAAUCUUUUGUUAUAUUUGCCUUGCGGAAUAAGGUUUCUAUUGUGCUGUUUGAAGUAAUAUUUGUUACCAAAGCUGAAGUUAUCUGACUUUCACAAGGCUUAGAAAUGAAAAAUACAAUUAUCUUUUCAAUUUAAACACUAUUAGAAACUCUCCUUUGAGUGUCUUGACCAAGUAUAUGCAGUGUGGAAAAAAAAAUAUGAUAAAGCAUCUAUUUUUUUUGACUACAGGAAGUAUUCCAAAGUGCUUUAUCAACUUGAAUUUUCAAAGUAAAGGCUUUUGCCAGUAUGGGGCAGAUAUUAUUCACUUGCUUGCUAAGGGUAUCUGCAUGAAUUGGUUUACUUUCAGUGCAGAUUGACAUAUCCAAAAGCCUGAAGGGAAGCAUACAGUUGGACCUGUGAGCUCUUGACUAAGUGGCUGUGGAAACCUUCGAUCAGAGUAGUAUCUCUGGAGACAGUAUGGCUGCUCAGUUUCCACAGGAGAAGAGGCGCUCUAAAUGAGUGUGAACUUCGUGCUUCGCAUGCCGCUUGUUUUCAGAGCUCUUUUUGAAUUUUAUUUCUGUGAAAACGAUAUGGUAAUAAUGCAAACAUGAACAUUCAAGCACCAGUUCUGGGUAAGGCUAUGCGAAAGGAUGAGUUGCAAAGUGAUAUAAGGUGGCUAGCGUGAUGUUGCUUCUAUGGCUAGAAGCUUAAAAGCAAGCCAACUUUAGGAAGAGGUGAUCUGCUCUUGUCCAUACAACAGAACUUUGGCCCAUUAAGACAGUGUCCUGCCAAGCCUGGGACCUGGUGCAUAAUGAGUCAGUUUUUUUGCUGUUAGGUUAUUUGUUGGUUCGUCUCUUCCUCCAUCAAUCUCUCUCUGUUUAUGGAACUUUAUCCUUUCAUUUCUUAGGAAAUUGUUGAAUAACAACAGAUUAACAAGUGUGAUAUGCAACACAAGCCUAAGUAACUACCCAUACCUUAACAGGCCAGUACUAAAUUGCCAUCACAUCUGAAGUGAACUUAACUUCAGUUGUGGUUUGAGUUGGUCAGAAAGGUCUUUGCUGUUUAUAUUUAAGAGAAGAAAUGCUUUUGUUGGUGGUGUUAGCGCUGAAUGCUUCUCUAGUGUCUCAGGCUUCUUUGGGCUUUUAUGGUGUUUUAAGGCCUGUGGCUUUGUCACUCAGUUGCUAAAAGUGUGAUAGUAAGCAUUAAUUAGGAAAAAAAAAAAAAAAGAAAGUUUUGCUGAAAAAUACUAU
Molecule: messenger RNA, 3468 nt
Organism: Anas platyrhynchos (mallard)
Lineage: Eukaryota; Metazoa; Chordata; Aves; Anseriformes; Anatidae
Gene: LYSMD3
Product: LysM domain containing 3
Biological process (GO): Golgi organization
Cellular component (GO): Golgi apparatus
Source: RefSeq, a predicted model, not a curated record